Messenger RNA from Anneissia japonica, 2667 nucleotides. RefSeq names its product INO80 complex subunit B-like. Bases 100 to 1002 code for a protein of 300 amino acids. The record is from RefSeq and is a predicted model, not a curated record. Gene Ontology annotation, biological process: chromatin remodeling. Lineage: Eukaryota; Metazoa; Echinodermata; Crinoidea; Comatulida; Comatulidae. The transcript is spliced from 8 exons. Gene Ontology annotation, cellular component: Ino80 complex.
CUACGCUCGAGUAUGUUGGUUCACACGCGCGAUUUGAACCGCUCGACUUCGGACUUUGUUUACCAAGAGUUUAGUUGGUAGUCGAGAGAAAGGUGAAAAAUGGGAAAGAAAAAAGAGAACGAAGCAAGUGAAUCCUCAAGUAGUCCUCAUAAAAAGCACAAGAAACAUAAGCAUAAGAAGCACAAGAAGAAGCGGAGUCAUCAUCCAAGUGAAGAUGAGGGCGCUGUGAUUAUGCCUUCAGAGCCAAGCAUCGGGGAGUCUGGAAAACCCCAGCUGAAACUUAAAAUCAAAUUGGGAGGAUAUACAAUUCACACUAAAGAAGUCUCUCGGUCUUCAAUUCUUGAUGCUCACUUACUUGAUGAUCACUUGGACCAGCAUUCUGAAAUUGCUGGAAGCAGUCACCAUCACCAUAAAGUGAAGACAAAGGAUAGAGAGGAGGAAGCUUGGUUAAAUGCACUUGAAAAGGGGGAGUUAGAUGACAUUGGGGAAUUGAAAAAGAUGAGGGACCCUGCAAACUUAACUGCCAGACAGAGAGCUAUGUUGCACGGAUUGAGUGCUGAAGAGGAACAAAAACUACUGCAGUUACCCACUGGCCAAAAACCUGCAGAAAUAACAGAAGAAAUGCUUGAAAAGAGAGCAGAAAGAGCAUUAAAGAGGCGCCAACAGGCAAAAAAGAAAUCUGAGGAAAAUAAAAAACUCACCCUUGAACGACUUUUGAGGAAACAAGAAAUAAAAUCAAAACUUGAAAAGGCGAAGCAUAAAAAGAAAGGAAAUAUUCCAUUUGUGCGGUAUAUCAAUAGUUUGAAGGGAGUUAGUCUCAACUACCCUGAAGGCUUAGCGUUUCCCUUAGCACAAAAACCUUCCAAGCCAGUCCCAUCAUUGAAAACAUGUGGAGUAGAAGGCUGCCUUAACAUGAAGCGGUAUACCUGCUCUAAGACUUCUGUACCACUCUGCAGUUUGCAAUGCUAUCAAAAGAACUUGCUUGUCAUGAACAGAUCAUGAUAUCAAGAUUUCUAGAAAUGCAAUUCACUUUAAUUUAUUUAUGAGCCAAGGAUUGUCAGUAGCGAAUAUUUGUGAUUGUCUUAUAGGUACUGUAUAAUUGACAAUCACUUUCAUGACACAUACUCUACAUAUACACGUGCUACAAGUGUUUGGAACUUCUGGCUCGCCGAGUCAUAAAGCAUUGGCUUCUUUAGAAGUCCCAGGACCUUGUUUGAGGUGUUAUAAAUAUAUUAAAUGAAAAAUAAUCUGUCUCUGUAUGAAGCUUAAAAAUUAGAGUUGAUUUUGGUUGCGAAUUCCUAUUAUUUACAGGAUUUGAAUCCAUACCACUGGACCAUGGUAUUGGAAGGCAAACAUCUGAACCACCAAGCUACAAAUCCCAAGUUUAUAUCAUAAUAGCAAAUUCAGAGGGGAGCAUCGGUGGCAAAUGUAAGGUUUUUUUUUUGCUGGGAUAGUAGGACCUAUGGUCAGACAGGGAAAGUGUUCCCUUUCCUAUUGUAGGAGCGGUUUGGUGUUGCGGUUCACAACCCAGAAGUUGUAGCUUCAAUCGCUCGCUGUGUAUUCCGCUUGUGCCCUUAUAGGCAAGGCACUUUACCUACAAUUGUCUGUCCACCCAGGAGGACAUGUAGAAGGUUCAAACACUAAAUGAGGUUUUGCACAUGAACGAAUACGUGCCCAUUUUCUUCUCUCAUUAUGCUUCUCAAAAUCAGAUUUUGGCGUGUCCUAAAGUUUUGGUAUGUAAGGUUUUGGAAGUGGUAGCGGAAUAAUACUCCUUCGCUUGUUGCCCAGAAGAGUUGGUUAUUUCGUGACCCAAAAAUGCCUGGCUACUAUACUAUAAGCUAUUCCUAGGUUGGCCCCCUACCCUAGCUAGGCCCGAGGCCUACAGGAAAACCCUGACACCACCAUGCACCAGUGUUUUUCAAUACCCCAAAAUGAGAUGCAUCCUAUUGUAACUUGCUGUAUUCAAAAGUCCACAAAAAUGGCACACAUGUAUUAAAGAUACUUUUUCAUGUACGUGUAGUGAGCGAGAUUUGCGUGUCGUCCACACGGUUAGUGGAUAGCUAUCGGCGUAAUACGUCACACUAACCUCCCUAUUAUGCAAUUCUCCCCAAUGGCCAGGGGUAAUAAUGAUUUCACACUUUUUACACUUACACUUUUUUGGCUGCUGUUAUAGGAAAGCUCCCCUUUUUAUACCCCCUGGAUCCAGAACUUGGAAUGGCAAAUAUGUGUCCCUUUCCAAGUUGUCAAAAUUUAGAAUUCUUUAAAUAAAAUGCAUUCUUUAAAGCAGAGUGUUCACAUCCAUUUCUUCAUACUGUUAUUAAAAUCCACUUAUUGACUACAUAUUUCACCUUGUGUUGGCACAGUGGGUUAACAUUAAAACACAGAGAUGGCAGUUCAAAUCCCAUUCUGUUAAUUUUCUUGGUUAAAUGUUGUCUGUAGUCGCCACCUGAGAUCAUAAUUGGCUUGUCGUACCGAUGUAAUGUAUUGCUCUGGACAGUUCAAAUGCCUAAUAUAUCUACAGAACAGUGGCAGUUCCAGAAACUUUCUGCUUGGGGUUGGAUAGUGAUGGGGUGAGCAGGAGUCUUGUAGUCAGCUGAAAUAUCAAUAAUUGAUAUGAUUUUUUACAAAUACUAAUUUUGUUAUUAAAAUUGUUUAUAAACAUGUGAA